Schistocerca gregaria is the source of this 7340-nucleotide messenger RNA. RefSeq lists its product as uncharacterized. The transcript is spliced from 4 exons. Bases 139 to 948 code for a protein of 269 amino acids. The record is from RefSeq and is a predicted model, not a curated record. Lineage: Eukaryota; Metazoa; Arthropoda; Insecta; Orthoptera; Acrididae.
AAUAUGGCGGCGUGGGCGGGCGCCGCGCCGGCCGGCGCCGGGUGCGCAUGCGCGGCGCGCGGCCGCGUCUCCUGUAGCAACAGGGCCGGGCCCACAUGUGACACGGCCUGCCGCCGCACGUGACCCGCAACUGCCCAGAUGAACGUGUCGUGCGUGGAGUGCGGCCCGCCGCCGGACGCGAUCCUGCACAUCCCGCCGCCGCCGCUGCCCACGUUCCUGCAGCGCGCCCUGGCGCACGACGCGGACGCGGCCGCCGCCGCCGCCGCCGCCGCCGCCGCCGAGGGGCAGCCCGCCUGCGCGGCGCCCUGCGCCUUCACGGACACGCCCGCCGUCGAGUACGUCGAGCUGCCCCGCCAAGGCCCGGCGCUGGACGACACGUGGCUGCUGGUGCUGGUGUCCUCGUGCGCGGGCGUGCUGCUGCUCGGCGCCCUGCUCGCCUUGCUGCUCCUCAAGUGCAAACUGCCGCGCAGCGGAAAGGGCACCCUGAGCCUGGAUGGCCCGCCGCUGGACGGCAGGGUCUCCAAGGGCUGCGAGGCCGUUCUGUACCCGCACAGCGCCGACAGCCGCAUGGCGCUCUGGGCCAUGCUGACCCCGCGCGGCACGGCGCACCACCUCGCUGAGGGCGGGGGCGGCGGCUGCGCCCGGAGGCCCGCGUCGCCGCCCCCCUCGUGCAAGGCGGCGCCGCCGCCGCCCGCCUCCGGCAGCACGCCCACCAACUUCGACAACUCGGCGUUCGUCGACUCGGAUGCGGACGGCACGUCGGCCGACGCGUUCCCGCUGGGCGAGCUGUCGGAGGGCAGCCCGCGCGUGUCGCCGCCCACGUGCAUCGAGCACCCCAACCUGCCGCCGCUCAACCUGCACCCGCACCCGCACGGCCGGCCGCGGCGCGCGCCGCUCUCCCGCCAGGGCUCCGACGCCGCGUCGCCCGCCUCGCCGGUCGUCCUCUAACUCCGACGCCGCCACAGUGCUCUCUACGCUAAACACCAAAAAUCUAUCGUCACCAAAACCUGCGACAACGAAUGACAAUCUUCCUGAAUGGCUCGCUACAAGUGCCUCCGAACGUACCGCUGUAAAAGUUUACGGUUCGCAAAGACUGACGACACUCUUUGAACCUAUCGCGCUUACGAUUCCUGCGUCGAAACGGACGUGUACUCACGUCUGAGAAACGUAACAGACAGUUAAACGACGCAGUGCUCCGAAUCCUUAUUUCUCACUAUCGAUCUCCUGUGCUUCAUUACGUAUUGCCAGAGACCUGGAUAUCUGCCUACCACGGAUGUUCGUCGUCUCCGACUAUUACGAUUCUCUUCUAGCUGAGAGAUAUUUGUCAUUUUGACAGUGUCUUUAAUGUUGCAUAAAGCAGCUGACUACAUGACGUGCAAAAGAAUUAAUCGCACUUAUAUAUUUCCUCCAGUGGCACGUGCAGUAAUUGUUGGUUGCACGUCUGAGAAACUUAACAGACCAUAAAAUGAGGCAACGUGCUUUUAGUGCACAGCAUCCUAUUUCCUUUGCGUCGGUUGUGCUUAUUCACGCACUAUCAAAGGGACGGAUAUACCUCGCACGUUCUUUGUAUUCGUCUGCUGCAAAUGAGAGAUCACUGCCACUUUGAAAGUGUCCCUAUGUUUCCACAAAAUAGUUGCUUACACGUUAUACAAAACUGAUUAACCUCCGUUCUGAAUCUUACUUCGGUCUCGAAGAACGAUUAAAUCUGAUUCUGAGGUAUGAAGAAAGUGUUUCAAACCCAAGAUGUGUGUGGAUUCCUGAGGGACCAAACUGCUGAGUCCAUCGGUCCCUAGACUUGCACACUACGUGACUAAUUUAUGCUAAGAACAGCACACACACCCGUGCCCGAGGGAGUAAUCGAACCUCCGGCGGGAGGGGCCGCGCAAUCCGUGACGUGGCGCCUGUAACCGCGCGGCCAGUCUCUAUUUUCUUCGAGAAGAUCCGACAGUAAACCUGCAGAACGUCAAUAACAAGUGAACGUGUUCCUAAUUCUGUUUCCACUCGAGGACUCCCUGAACGUAAAAAUAAAAGGGCAAGAUAAAGUGAAAGCUUUCUUAAAAUCAAUAAGGCGUCUUUGAACUGAAUUUCUACUGGAAGGAUUUCCCUGAGAUCUCCAGGAAACUUCGAGCGACCUGUGAUAAAGUGCUACACUUAGUACGAUAAAAGAGAUAACUGCAAUGGUUCAUCUACUUGUACUCUGGAUUUGGAAAGUAAGGAGCUGUGCACUCGGCAAAAAAUAUGUGUAGAAGGAACUGAUAAUUCUUGCAUUGCAUCUGUCGUCGUAGUGCUAGGUAGUGUCUCAUAUUCUUAAACUGUAGAAGUUUCAGUUAGAAAGUUUCUUUUCUGUUUAUAGAAUGAUGUGAAAUGCUGACGAGCUGAAAUGAAACAAUCGAUAGCGAAUGAAAUUACGGGUAUUUUGUGUAGGGAUGUAGAAUUUAGCUUAGUUGGACCUAGCAAUCUAUAGCAAAUAGUUCUUCCAUUUCAGAUGCAAUAGCCCAUAUAUCGUCACAGUCGUCGGCAUCGUAAUAAGCUGGAACGAGGGCUGGCUAUAGACUCCCUAGUGGCACGUCUAGAAUGAAUUUCUUUUAUUUCCGCCAAUGAUCACAAAACAUUCGGUCCUUAGAUUACCGGUUUCAGUCAGCAAUGACCAUCUUCAGAUCUGCAGAAAUUCAUGGGAAACGGAAUACAGCUAGUGAACAGAUUACCUCUUAGAACAGUAAAAUAUGCCGAAACGAAAAAUUCUAUUAUUCUAGGCCUAGUGAUAAAACAGGCAUGCCUCGUCAUACUUUAAGUUCAUGUUCCAUGAAAGUAAUAAUUUUUCGUUAUGGCAUAUGGACGUAAUCGUUUUACUAGUUGUAUUCCAUUUCCCACGAUUGGUGGAAACAAAAGAAAUUCAUUCUCCUCUUCCUGGAUCACUGUUUUAAUCCGCGACCAUGUCGGAACUUACGAAACUGACACGUCUGUUGUCGCUACAGUACCGUACUUCAUAUACUACCAAUGGGCCGUUUCGAUUCACGGUGAUAGGGUAUGUAGGGCGCGACUAGGACUUGAACACGUUUAAACAAGAUACAAAUAUCAACUCUUUUCGACAAAACCGUGUUUGAAAAUUUUAGGCGAGCUUAUAUACGAGUAAUUUGUAGGUCCUCCUCCGAUGCUGACUAAUCAGCGUAGACGCCUACCAUACUCGGGACCUGGGUUCAAAUGUUCAAAUGUGUGUGAAUCUUAUGGGACUUAACGGCUAAGGUCAUCAGUCCCUAAGCUUACACACUUCUUAACCUAAAUUAUCCUAAGGACAAACACACACACCCAUGCGCGAGGGAGGACCCGAACCUCCGCCAGGAAUAGACCUGGGUUCAAUUCCCGCUACUGUCAACGACUUUUCCUAGGUGGGAGGAUUGGUACGUGGUGCACUCACCUCGUGAUACCAAUUGAGGAACAGCUUAACCGGCUAGUAGCGGCUCCACGGUCUGGAAAGUCUUCGAAGUGGCCGUAAAAGCGGUGUGCAGACCACAUGCUCGUUCAUACCGCAGUGGCAAGGCAGAGGAUGACACGGCGCCCGGUAGACAGCUCUUGGGCCUUCCCGGGUUAUAUGUACUUUGUAUGGUCACUUGUAUUCAAUGAGUAUGUAGCGAGCGAAUAAGUACGCAGUUUCACAAGGUCGUGGUCUCUCGGUCCAAUAUCGUUUUUUCAUUCCCCCGUAAUUCUAUCAAAAGACUUAUUUUAUUAUUACUGCACAGCUUAUCAGUAUUUAAUGAUUCAUUUAUAUUUUCGUAAUAUUUAUCUUAAAAAAAGAAGAAAAAUUCCCUAAGAAGACUGAAAAUAAAAAUAAGGAUACACGAUAACUCUCAGUCAAAUAACCAUAAUCAUUUUAUUUAUAUUAUUGUGUUCACACUUGCAUCAAUUAUGUGCAGCCUAUGGACCUCUGCACGAAUUAGGAUGAUACUGAUAGUAGAAACAUGGAAAACAGUCAUUAUUGCGACGUACAACGUAUGUAAUGAAUGCCGAAUUUUUACGUGUGAGUGCCUUUUUCAAGGUGUGUAUUGCAAAAUAAACGUGGUUUACAUUCUAAAUAACUCUCGGUCAUGGUGUACAACUGAAUGAAUUUUUAUGCAAUGUUCUCUAGAAACACCCUAUUCUCUUCGAUGUUGUACGCGCAAUUUUGUAGUCGUUUUAUAACGUUCUUCAGCUACCUCUAAACCUGAACGUCGCAAGGCUGCACCAGCGGACUACAUUUUGGAGGAAUUACUUUAUUACCUCACUUCGGCAGACCCCCUCUAUUCUGAAAAGUUCAUUUGUCCAUGCCAUGAAUCAAGGAGCAAAAGAAGUAGCUCUUCUCUCACGUGUGGAUACCGGGAAAAGAUUAUGAAAAUUAUAAAUGACUGAUUAGAAAUUGAUAAUUUGUAGAGUCGUAAUAAAUCUCUUGUUAGAAUUAAGGCAGAAUGUAAAAGUACUGGCAGCGAACUUCGAUCCACAAUCCUCGCUCAUAUGAAACUAAGAGCUUACUCGCUCGGCUAAUUACUGCUUAUAAAUUCUACCGACCACACAAAGUAUAUGAGCAAGUCUAAAAUUUUCAAACUCGAGUUGAGGGCUGCGACUUCCUGCUUACAUUUGUUGAAAUCCUAGUCGUGCCCUACCCGCAGGGUCAAUAAGAAUCAGAUCGGUGAGGGGAGUUCAUACUCUCCCCUUGUGACCCAGAAAAACCAACAACCUGGCACGAACCUCUAUCUGACUCUCAAAGGUCCCUGCCAAAAUUCGUGGCUAACUCACAAAUCCUGGUGCCAGAUAUAUUACGUAUCUUUAUUUUCUAAGUUUACGAGGUUGCCCAGCAAACAUUUUAAACUAAAAUAUUCUCGAAAUAAUUUAAUGUAACGCUUUACUGUGUAGAUUUGGUUGAGUAUAUUCUGACGAGCUGUUCAAGGCCAAAAUUCUUUCAGCAUAUAAUUGAAAAACACAACAUCAACCCCUGUCAUUCUUUGAGAUAGCUAAUUCACUUUCACAACAACAACAAAACUUUUAAGUUGACCGAUUUUUAAAAUCGGUGAAGUGGGUCACAUGUGUCCGAUGAACCUGACUAGAUCCAUAUUUUCACGUGAACCUUAGUUUUUCAGAGUUAAAUAUUUAGUUUGUAGAAUGGUUUUAUCAAGAUGGCAGUUAUGGAAAAAAGUAGAACAAAUCAGUACCAAAACAUGUAUAUUCUCCUGACAAUGAAAAACAUGAACUUUCACACACAAGUUUUCAACAUAACAUUUAGAGAUGGCUUUAAUAUACCACACACGAAAGUUUUAUACAGUCUAUGAAGUUUUCUGGGUCACAUAUGUCCCACUACAUCCAAAUUAUGUACAAACCAGGAGAAUAUUGAGAUGUGUACUGAUGUUUCAAACCAAUAUAUAUGAUGUACACGAAAACACAGUUCGUUAUUUCAGACAUAUUUGGAAUGGAGAAGACGAUGAUUUGAUCUGAUUUUUGUGAAAGAGGCACACUAUAAACACACCACCCAAUUUGACCGGUCACAGCCUUCUACAUAUGCACCCAAUGGUCCGAAGUAUUUUUCUCCAAAUUUCGAAAGUAUAUUGCUAUGUGCUUGCCAUAGACAAAUGGGAGAUGUAGGCAUCGAAACCCUCAAAACUGCAUAUUACUGUUGUGGGACAUAUGCAUCAACUCAACCACGAAAGGCUUAGCGCAGACAAAUUUCCAUCGUAGUUUCGACUACGUGAGUUAACAAAGGCUGUACUUCCCUACGUAUGCCCGCCAUUUUCUGCUGUGAUGUUUUUUUCUUUAAUGUUCCCAGCUUCAUGAAAAGAUGACAUCCUCUUUUACGAUUACUUCUCCUCCAGUUCCUCGGGUAUAUUAAUUUUUUUCUUUACUUAUGCCAGUAUUUUCAUAUUCCAAAUGUCACAGCAAUGAGUGAAAUUUAGUUUCGAUAGUGUGUUGUCAAUGAAUAUGGUGCUGUUGCGCUUCUUUUACAUCUACACUAUUCUCAGCUCAUACAGCGCCGUAUGUCAAAUUCACUUGUUAAGUGAUAGGAGGCAUCGGAUUUACACUGGGUAGGUUCUAAUGGGCCAACGGCCUUGCCACAGUGCUAACAACAGUUCCCAUUAUACCAGUGAAGUUACGCACUGUCGGGCUUGUGAGCGUCCAGCUCCGCCGAGCACUGUUGGCAAGUGAAGUGCACUCAGCGCUUGUGAGGCCAAUUGAAGUUGCUGCUCCGGUCACGAAAGCUGGCAACGGCCGUGAGAGCUACGUACUAACCACACUCCUCUCCAUCUCUGCAUCCAGCGACGCCUAUCGGCUGAUGUUGAGAUGUUGACACUGCGGUCGGUCGGUAUCGUUGGGCCUUCCGAGGCAUGUUCGUACGGAGUUCAGUUUAGCUUUAGGUUCUAAUGGAGGCACUUUGCCCUUCUAUGCCUGUCGCCAUCAGAGUGUACAUGUUGACCAACAGUUAUGGUCCUCGACUCCUUAAGCCAAAGAUAUUAGUGAAUCGAAGGUAUAGAAAGUUGUCAUCAUAUUUCCCUGUGCGCCCCCAGUAGCUGACUGGUCAGCGCGACAGAAUGUCAAUGCUAACGGCCUGGAUUCCAUUCCCGGCUGGGGUAGGAGAUUUUCUCCCCUCAGGGACUGGGUUUUAUGUUGUCCUACUCAUCAUCAUUUCAUCCCCAUCGGCGCUCAAGUCGCCGAAGUGUCGUCAAAUCGAAAGACUUGCACUUGGCGAACGGUCUACCCCUCGGGAGGCCCUAGUCACACGACAUUUACAUUUAUCAAAUUUCACUCACUGUUAUACCUAUUUCAUCCUCUACAUGUUGUUUUAAACAGUAUGUUCUCAGUGAUGCAAUUAUGUGUACACAAACUUGGUUAUCUUCUAGGAGAAUUACAUUGUAAAACAAAUAAAUCUUCUCUAUUUGUCGUUCUAUAAGCGAACCAUAAACGAAAAAUCGUUUUACAACUUUAAAAAAGGGUUUAUUGUACACCAGUUUUUAUGAAGCCGGAGCAGGGAAAUUUUGACCUAUAAGAGAAAUUGACUGCUUUAGCACAAAAAUGUUAACAGAUCGUAACAAAACUGAUCAAGUUCUUAAAAUUUGUUUAUACUGUGAGGCAGAAGUUUAAAAAAAAAAUGCUAACCUGCGGUGACUUCGGUAUUCACAUUGACUCAAAAGCGAGUAUGACAUAGCUGUUUUAUUUCUGACUGAAUUCCUAUUGCAGUGGGCGAUCAUUAUUCCUGGAGUAACUAAGAAACGAAGGAUGGCUACUUCACUGGUGUGGAUAUUCUUGCGAUUUAUUAGCCACAUGUUUCGCAUACUAAUUCACUAUACGUCAUGGGAAUUUAUUGUGUAGCUUGCUGAAGGAAA